This is a messenger RNA of Conger conger (European conger), 4138 nucleotides long. RefSeq names its product tripartite motif containing 32 (gene trim32). The record is from RefSeq and is a predicted model, not a curated record. The transcript is spliced from 2 exons. NCBI's taxonomy places the organism in Eukaryota, Metazoa, Chordata, Actinopteri, Anguilliformes, Congridae. Gene Ontology annotation, molecular function: zinc ion binding; protein binding. Bases 242 to 2248 code for a protein of 668 amino acids.
CCCAAGAGCGGUGGUUUUGUGGUUUUGCAAGAUCUGACAUUGACACGAAGGUAAGAACAGGUCCAAAAUGACAAGCGGGUGACAUCAGACAUCGCUGCGGUCAGAGGCUGUUGAAUCGACUGCACUGGGAUUUCGUGGGCCGAUUGACACGUUGCGUUUUCACGGAUUCUUCUGCAUCGGCAGGUUUCAGGCUUGUCAACAUUAUCAGGAGCCUGGUGUGCCCAUUGCAGAAGGCCGUGCCAUGGCCGCCGGCGGCUGUUCCCUGGACCCGGAGCUGGUCCGGGAGGUGCUGGAGUGCCCCAUCUGCCUGGAAACCUACAACCAGGAGCAGCUGCGGCCCAAGCUUCUUCAGUGCGGCCACACGGUGUGCCGGCAGUGCCUGGAGAAGCUCCUGGCCAGCACCAUCAACGGCGUCCGCUGUCCCUUCUGCAGCAAGGUGUCGCGCAUGAGCAGCAUCUCCCAGCUGGCCGACAACCUGACGGUGCUGAAGAUCGUGGACUGCGCCAGCUCCAGCGCCUCCGCCCAGGGCCUGCUGUGCCGGGCGUGCCGGAGCCGGCUGCCCCGGCGGUUCUGCCGCGACUGCGGCCUGGCGCUGUGCGACGGCUGCGCGGGCGAGGCCCACCAGCAGCUGGGCCACGGCGUGCAGAGCGUGCGGGCGGCCGCCGAGCGCCGGCGCCACGAGCUGGGCGGGAGGCUGGCCGCGCUGCGCGACACCGCCGCCUGCAUCCGCAAGAAGAAGGCGGCCAUCGACGGCGCCGCCAAGGCCCUGCGGCUCAAGUACAAGGCGGCGCAGCAGGAGUACGCCCGGGCGGAGCUGCGGCUGCAGGAGGAGCUGGGCCGCUCCCGCCGCGCCUUCGCCGCCUCCCUGGCCGAGGUGGAGAAGCUGAACGCCCGCGUCCUGGAGGAGCAGACCUACCUGCUGAACAUGGCCGAGGUGCGGGCCGUGUCGCGCUGCGACUACCUGACGGCGCGCGUGCAGCAGCCCGACCUGGCGCUGCUGGAGGACAGCGGGAGCGGCGACGAGGACGAGCCCGACCUGCGGGGAGGCCUCCCGGCCCUGCUGGAGCUCCAGGACCCCCAGCUGGAGAAGACGGAGCAGGACAAGCCCCUGGAGGUGGGCCGGCUCAGCACCAAGCCCCGCACCGUCAACACGGACGAGGAGGGCGCGGAGGAGCUGGCGGGCGAGGCGGGGGAGGCGGCCGCGGUGCCUCUGGACCUGUACCGGGACGUCGACAUGGUGGCCGAUGAGGAGGCCGUCUGCGCCUCGCCCGGGAGCUUCAAGUCUAAAUCGGUGGACGAGGGCGGAGCCACGGGCGGGACCUCUGGUGCGACGGGGUCCCAGCUCUGCCAGUUCGUGAAGAAGAUGGGCUUCAAGGGCAACCUCCCGGGCAUGUUCAACCUGCCCGUUAGCAUCUGCGUCACGCCCCAGGGCGAGGUGCUGGUAGCCGACCGCGGAAACUACCGGAUCCAGAUCUUCAACCGCAAGGGCUUCCAGAGGGAGAUCCGCCGGAACCCCAGCAGCAUCGACAACUUCGUCCUGAGCUUCCUGGGCGCCGACCUGCCCAACCUCAUCCCGCUGUCCAUCGCCAUCACUGCGCAAGGCCUCAUCGGAGUCACCGACAACUACGACAACUCGGUCAAGGUGUACACCUCCGACGGCCACUGCGUGGCCUGCCACAAGAACCAGCUGGUGAAGCCCUGGGGCAUCGCCGCCAUGCCCUCGGGGCAGUUUGUGGUGUCGGACGUGGAGGGGGGCAAGCUCUGGUGCCUGGCGGUGGACCGCAGCAUGGGGGUGGUGAACUACAGCCGGCUCUGCUCGGCCGUGCGGCCCAAGUUCGUGACCUGCGACCCCUCAGGGACGGUGUACUUCACGCAGGGCCUGGGCCUGAACAUCGAGAACCGCCACAACGAGCACCACCUGGAGGGCGGCUUCUCCAUCGGCUCGGUGGGGGCCGACGGCCAGAUGGGCCGGCAGCUCAGCCACUUCUUCUCGGAGAGCGAGGACUUCCGCUGCAUCACGGGCAUGUGCGUGGACGGCAACGGCGACCUGCUGGUGACGGACAGUGGCCGCAAGGAGAUCCUCCGCUUCCCCAAGGGCGGAGGCUUCAGCGUCCUGAUCCACGAGGGCCUCACCUGCCCUGUGGGCGUGGCCGUCACCCAGAAGGGCCAGCUGCUGGUCCUGGACUGCUGGGACCACUGCGUCAAGGUGUACUCGUACCUGCAGCGCAGACGCUCUUCCACGUGCUAACGUGCUAAACGUGCUACAGCACGCGAGGGAGGGUUGGGUGUGGGGGAGGUGGUUUACUGCUGGUCCUGGACUGCUGGGACCACUGCGUCAAGGUGUACCCGUACCUGCAGCGCAGACGCUCUUCCCACGUGCUAACGUGCUAAUCGUGCUACAGCACGAGGGAGGGUUGGGUGUGUUGUCUCCGGGUUUCCUAGGGAGGUUGCGCAGGCGUGUCCCUUCAACAUUUGUCACCUCUCCGUGGUUGCGUUCCAAACUGCUCCCGCUCUCUCCCUGCUGCUGGAGCUCCUGCUGAUCCCCAACCAGGGCCCUGUGUGCUGGCGUGUCAGCCCAUGGCCUCGUCGGCUGAUCUGGGAUCAGUCGGUAGAGAGCGGGCUGCAGUAGUUUGCAAUGCAACCAGCGUCUGACUAUCGGGCCGGCCUCUGUUGUUUAUUAUAUUUGUAUAACAACACAACAGAGAGCAAUAAUGUAGCCAUUGUUUUCAUUUUCUUUGGGGAGGGGAGGUAAUUAUGUUGGUCAGUAAUUCAGUAUUCACAACUCUGCACUGUAUCAGUAAUGUGAAUUAUGAUCAUAAUGAAGUAAUUACACUGGGGAAAAUAAACACGCACCAGUAACAAAAAAAAAAAGCCAUUUACUAUGCUACCAAAAGGAAAUGCUCGUACCUGAAACCUAAUUUAAUUCAGGUGGGUGAGUUUUACCCCCCAGUACUGUGGACCCCCCGCUCUGUGUCCAGUGAUGCGUUUCUUAUGUCAGUGUCUUACGUAAGGUCUCCUUAUGACUCCGCUUCAGUGUCAGUAGCCAAGUUUUUGUGGACUACAUGUUUCACCCCCUCCCCUAUCUUCGCGAGGUGACUUCUUCCACAAAGAUGAUUUUAUUGAACCAAUCAAGUACUGUGUACGAUUCAGAGACAUUCAGCCAAUGAGAGUUCUUGAAGGAUGGCACACAGUUUCGACAGUGCUUUUGGCUAUUAGGAAGAAAAAAAAAAAGUGUGAUGUUUUCUGUAUUUUAUUUGUAAGUCACAUUUGUCGGGCCUUGCAGUUAUCAUGUCUUUUGUUGGGGGGCGUGCCUGGGAAUCCAGACCGAUUUGGACAGUUCACUGAACUGAUGGUUGGAUAAACUCUGAUUGGUCACUGCCUCACCCCACUGCACACAUGGAUCACAUGGAAGGCCGCUUGUGACUUCGCAUAGCUAUCCGACCAUCUGGAAAUAUCACGAGUGAAAACCCUGCUGAGGAAAAAAGCGCUUUGCUGUCAAGAGCCGUCACAAAAAUCUGAGAACAAACAGCUGACGGGACUCCAUAUCUGCUGUCAGACAACAAGAGUCACUGAUAUCUUCAUGUUUUCGUCUUUGAAUUUUUUUUUUUUUUUUUUUUUUCACAUACUUCAGUUAGGGAUAUGUUUUCACCCCUUGGCUUGCCAAUCACAAGAGUGCUCUCAAGCCCUCUUGCAGAAGUACUUACUGAAGAUGCUCGGAGGUAAUGCUCCUCAGAAUGACACUUUAAGCCCUUAAAGAACUGGCAAACAUAAGGUGCAAGAAAGUGCAAGUGUCCUUGUUCAAUUUGACAAACCACACAUCUGUUGCUUCUCUACUCAGAAAGGUCAAGUUAAUGUUUACUCAGAAAUUAUGUGGAGAGGUUUGUGUUUGAGAGAUGCAUUUUCUUUUUGAAGAUUUAAUGACUUCCUUUCAUAAAGAACUCUGGGUUCAUCAGGGAUGUGCUGAUAUAUUUACCGAUAAACCCACCAAGAACUCCAGCUGGCGAGCUCUCAUCAAUUGAUACAAUGACUUACCGUUUUUGCUUUUUGGUGUUUGUUAUCUGUGUACAGUGAGUCUCGGUUACCCGUUUGUAAUGUUCAUUAUCUUAAUGAGUGCAAUAAACCAAAGUUAAAGGUUUAA